Molecule: messenger RNA, 6748 nt
Organism: Coregonus sp. 'balchen'
Lineage: Eukaryota; Metazoa; Chordata; Actinopteri; Salmoniformes; Salmonidae
Source: the annotation of a GenBank genome assembly
GUCCGCACAGCCGUGUGUCGCGGUGCCCCCCCAAUGAGUACCAGUGUGGGGGGAUCGAGCUCUGUAUCCACAUGAGCAAACUGUGCAACGGGGUUCCAGACUGUACCGAUGGCUGGGACGAGGGUCCGCACUGCAGAGGUACUGAACACACACCCACCCUCACUUCCUCCCUCCCUCAGUGCCUCUCUCCCUCCAUCUCCCACUGUUCAAUUAGCCUGUACAGAUAGUGUAUUGUAUUUGUCCCCUAACCCUCCCCCAUACAUUCUCCGCCCAGGCAGGGAAUCUUGCAGCACUACAAUGGAGGGGAGGUGGCCUGGCCAUGGCAGAUUGAUUCUAACAUGGCUUAUCCUCCUACCCCCACAUUAAUGUACACAGCACAUGCAUGCUGCCCACAUCAAAGACAUCACUCCAUCUAUAAAAUUGGAUUAUGAUUAUGACGGAUUACUGCAGACUUACAUGUAACGAAACAUGUGUGGGACUAUAAUAACAUUACUUAGUUUAUUUUUCCACCAAGCAUUGUUGAACUCCCAUGGGGUUUUGCAAGUCUGGCUACCUACGGUAUUUUCCUAUUUCUGGCCCUGGUUUACUAUUAUUGACCUGAAUGUGUUUAAUGUAUAGUACAAAGGGGACAGAUACAUGUUAUACAUUUAAAAUUAUUAAAAACAUUAAAGCUAAAUUAUUAAGUGAAUUGUUUGAAAAGGUCUUUGCCCUCAUCUAAUGUAAGGUUAUAGAAAGCUGUCCCCAUCUCGAUCUUUCUCUCUCCCCCUUUCCCCCUCUCACUAAUCUCUGUACACUACUCCUCUUUCAUCCCCCUCUUUUCUUUAAUUAGCCCCCACCCCUCUCUCUCUUUCUGUCCAUCCUUAUUAUCACACGCUUAUGUUGUUCUUUUCUCAUGGGAGAAAACAUGUAUUAUCAAAUCAUUGAAGAUGUUGUUGUCAUGGCUAUACUGCCCAUACUGUAGCUACAGCGCUGUAAGCAGGGUUGGGUGGUGUUAGGUGUGAGUGUAUGAAGCAGGUCAGACUUCUGUGUGUGUGUGUGUUUGUUUGUUUGUUUGUUUGUUUGUUUGUCGGUUUGUGUCUGUGAGCACACUGACUCUGGCUUUUGCAAAACAAAAACUGGGAGCACACUCAAAUCAUGAUUAUCCAGCCUGGAUUACCUUUUUUCCAGAUUAACUGUGCCAACGAAAGUUCCUAACUGAAGACACAUGCUGAUUCUGAUUUGGUUGGCCAAACGGAGAGAAAGAAAAAUAUGAUCAUGUGAAAAGCAGGGUUUCCCAAACUCGGUCCUGGGGCCCCCCUGGGUGCACGUUUUGGUUUUUGCCCCAGCACUACACAGCUGAUUCAAAUAAUCAAAGCUUGAUGAUGAGUUGGUUAUUUUAAUCAGCUGUGUAGUGCUAGGGCAAAAACCAAAACAUGCACCCGGGGGGGCCCCGCGAUUGGGGAAACUCUGAGCUAGAGGACAGGGUGGCUGGAUAGAUGGUGUUAGCUGAAGCGCUAAAGGUCGUCUAAUACCAAUGGCUGGCAUAAUCCAGGAAUGGGUCAUGGUUGGCCAAUGGCAUAAACUGGAGAGGGGUAAAAAAUGGUACCUUAGUACUAAGGGCUGGGAAUUGCCAGGGACCUCACGAUACAAUAUUAUCAUGGUACUUAGGAGCGAUAUGAUAUGUAUUGCGAUACUCAUGAUUCUAUAUGUAUUGCGAUUCCAUACUGCGAUUUUAUUGCGAUUUAAUGUUCCAAACAUAUUGCUCACCAUGUCUGCUGCAGACGGACAAGAGAGAGCAUGAGAAAAUGAAUUUUGAUCAGUCAUGGAAAGAAAAGUGCUGAAAACAUGUUGACUCACUACUUAAAAAGAACAAGAUAUAGGAUAAAAAAUAGCCAAGUUUUUGCGCGAAGUAUCAAUAUAACAUCGUCCAAAAUAAUACUGUGAUAUGUAACUAUCUAUUACCAAUCACUACCUAUUACUAGACUAUAAUAUUUGAGUAUCUCUUGUACAGUUCUUCUGUGCUGUACUGUGUGCACAAGGAAAUGUGCACACACAUUCUCUUGCAUACAUACUGUAGUCACACCAACACAUACUCACUCACUCUCUCUUUCACACAGUCUACACACACACACACACACACACGUGUGUAUGUGUUAGUGUAACUAUAGGAUUUUAACACGUGUGCUCAACACCACAACCACUUCUUUGGAUCCCAUGAGACACCUGUCACCUCAAUUCCCAUCCCUUCAUCCUUCUAUCCCUCCACCCCUUCAGAGGGAAGGCGAGCGAAGGAUGAAAUAUUUAUGACAGUAACACGGAGAGAGGAGGGACAUCAAAUUUUCAUGCUGCUUCACGCUGGCAGGGCUUUGAGUGGUGUGUGGGUGGGUGCGUGCGCUCGCGUUCGACUCCAUAGGCCAGCUUCAAUCUUCCUAGGUAGUCAAAUGCCAGGUUAGCGGGGGGGUUACCCAUCCUUCAUAUAUUCCUCACGGUUAUCAGAGUGCUCACGUCAAUAUACUUGGUGCCCUGGUGUUUAAAAUGGGGGGUGCCCUGAUUUGUUAUCGGAAUGCAGGGACUCUACAAGGUGUCCACAAGUGUUCCACAGGGAUGCUGGCCCAUGUUGACUCCAAUGAUUCCCAUAAUUGUGUGAAGUUGGCUGGAUGUCUUUUGGGUGGUGGACCAUUCUUAAUACACACAGGAAACUGUUGAGUGUGAAAAACCCAACAGCGUUGCAGUUCUUGACACAAACCGGUGCACCUGGCACCUACUACCAUACCCUGUUCAAAUGCACUUAAAUCUUUUGUCUUGCCCAUUCACCCUCUGAAUGGCACACACACACAAUCAUUGUCUCAAGGCUUAAAAAUAUUUUUUAAACCUGUCUCCUCCCCUCCUACACUGAUUUGAUGUGGAUUUAACAAGUGACAUCAAUAAGGGAUCAUAGUUUUCACCUGGAUUCACCUGGUCAGUAUAUGUCAUGGAAGAGCAGGUGUCCUUAAUGUUUUAUACACUCAUUGUACCUUGAUCUGCAAUGGGGCUUAUUCCCUAUUGGUGUGUCUGCAUUGCUGUACCCCCAUUGUAACACAGUGACAUUGAGGUGGUGGUAUGAUUUAUGGUACAUCUUAUAAGUUACGCCUGCUAGUGCUACUACAGAACUUUUAGAAGUUUGAUAAGGCAAUGUAGCUAUGGAUUGCCACCGGCAACGGGCAAAUGUGCUGACUUGUGUUUCAUAUUUUGUGCUACUCAACAAUACUGUUCUGAACUGUGGUAAACAAACAGAGAAGCCAGUAACUUUAGGUGCACCACCUUUAAGAACAAACUCUUAGUUUGAAACUUUAGUGUUCUCUGUCUCUCUGUCUGUCUCUCGCUCUCGCUCUGUCCCUCUCUGUCUCUCUCACUCUCGCUCUCUCUGUGUGUCUCUGUCUCUCUCUCGCUCUCUGUCUCUCUCUCGCUCUCUGUCUCUCUCUCGCUCUCUCUGUCUCUCUCUCGCUCUCUCUGUGUGUCUCUGUCUCUCGCUCUCUCUGUCUCUCUCUCGCUUUCUCUGUGUGUCUCUGUCUCUCUCUCUCUCUCUGUCUCUCUCUCACUCUCGCUCUCUCUGUGUGUCUCUGUCUCUCGCUCUCUCUGUCUCUCUCUCACUCUCGCUCUCUCUGUGUGUCUCUGUCUCUCUCUCGCUCUAGCUGUGUGUCUGUCUCUCUCGCUCUCUCUGUGUGUCUGUCUCUCUCUGUCUGUCUGUCUCUCGCUCGCUCUGUCUGUCUCUCGCUCGCUCUGUCUGUCUCGCUCGCUCUGUCUCUCUCGCUCGCUCUGUCUCUCUCGCUCGCUCUGUCUCUCUCGCUCGCUCUGUCUCUCUCUCUCGCUCUGUCUCUCUCUCUCGCUCUGUCUCUCUCUCUCGCUCUGUCUCUCUCUCUCGCUCUGUCUCUCUCUCUCGCUCUGUCUCUCGCUCUGUCUCUCUCUCUCGCUCUGUCUCUCUCUCUCUCGCUCUGUCUCUCUCUCUCUCGCUCUGUCUCUCUCUCUCUCGCUCUGUCUCUCUCUCUCUCUCGCUCUGUCUCUCUCUCUCUCGCUCUGUCUCUCGCUCUGUCUCUCUCUCUCUCGCUCUGUCUCUCUCUCUCUCGCUCUGUCUCUCGCUCUCUCUCUCUCUCUCGCUCUGUCUCUCUCUCUCUCGCUCUGUCUCUCUCGCUCUGUCUCUCACAUUGACAGUGUGAAUGGGCUGGUGUUGCCCUUAAACGGUGUGAGUGAUAGAUAUCAUCCAGAUCUGAUGUGACCGCUGCUGUUUUGUCUCUGCUGCUCUGACUCAGAACACUGGCCCGGCAUAUGCAGAUUUUCUCACAGGAUGUAGUGGUGACAACUCGUGACUCCGUGAGAUGACGGAGAGGUGUGUCAAGGUGUGAGCGUGUGACAGCAAUAUUAAGGUGUGUAUGGAUGAACGAUUCAUAGUGUGGAAGUGCAUGUCUGCAGUGUUUGUGUGUGUUUGAGGUCCGCCUUGGCACAGUCCUGCCUAUGAGGGAUUGAUUAGUGCUGGGCUGCAGUGUUUGCCUGUGGAUUUAUCUCCCUGGCCAGGCACACAAAAAACCCAUUUCUCUGUAUAUCCCUUUACCAACCAUUUACCCCCCCCCCCCCCCCCCCCCCCCCCCCCCCCCCCCCCCAACCCACUCUUUAACAUGCACACAUACAUUCCUACAUACAGACUUCUCCUCUCUGGGGUGUGAGUACAGUUCACUGGGUUUUGGGAGCAUUGAUUGCCCAUAGGAAGCUGAGAGCUGCACUUUUUCCAAGGCCCAGGGGCUCAUUUUGCAUCCCCAGGCUUUCCUGCUUCCUUAUGCCAAGAGGCAAGCCCCCAGCUCUGGGUCUGGUGUGACAGACAAUGUCCUAUAUGACUAGAGCCUGGGCUAUUGAUUCCUACAUAUAAAAUGACUGUUCUGCAGUUUUCAGAGUGAUUUAAUGUCCAUGAUGGACAGACACAUCUAAGGGAAAGAUGAUUGACCUACAUGGCAACAAAGGCUGAGCUAGGGAAAGGGAAGGGGGAUACCUAUUUUUUAUUUAUUAGGAUCCCCAUUAGCCGACGCCAAUGGUGACAGCUAGUCUUAUUAGGGUCAGACACAUAACGGAAAAUAAAUUACAGACAAAAUACUUUACAAUUGACAUUUAAAAACAUUAACAUGUAGUGUGUGUGCAUCUAUCAGUUACACAUACAUGUCAGUACAUACACACAACAAGUAGGUCACACAAUUUGGAAUUCCCCCCCCCCCAAAAAAAAGAAGUGAUGCAUUCAGUCUUACCUCAACAAUAAGCCAAGAGAGACUGGCAUGCAACCGAAAUGUGUUUUCUGCAUUUAACCCAAGCCCUCUGAAUCAGAGCGGUGCGGGGGCUUCCUUAAUCGACGUCAUCGGCGCAGUUGUUGAGGGUUAACUGCCUUGCUCAAGGGCAGAACAAAUUUUCCACCUUGCCAGCUCGGGGAUUCGAACAAGCAACUUUUUGGUUACUGUCCCAAUGCUCUAACCGCUAGGCUACCUGCCGUCCCCAGCUAGUCAGUCUUCCAGGGUUGUGAAAACCAAGUAGGCUAUUUUGCAGCAGACACACUGAGAGCAAUGAGAGUACACUACUUCACUGUCUCAUCUACAGAUAUAUAUUCCUUAAAGUAAUAUCCUUGUAAUUAUGUAAUAUUUAUAUAUUCCCCUUUCUGUCAUGCCCAUACCCUCUUCCUGCUCCCUUCUCCACCGCUCCCCACCCUCCUCUACCCUCCUCCACCCCAUCCCUUGUUUCUACAGACAUUGCCUCUCAAUUGCUCCUCAAAGUGACCCCAACAUAUCCUUUCCUAUCUCUCCUCCCUUCUCCCUCUCUCCCUGUCGCUCUACAGAAUUCGCCACCAACUGCACUCUGUCGAGUUGCCAGGACAACUGUUCGGUGACUCCGUCGGGCGCUGCAUGUUACUGUAAGAGUGGAUAUGAAAUAGGGCUGGAUGGCAAAACAUGUAAAGGUGAGGUCCACCAACCGGGAAACCUUUAGCCAUCUAGACACUGUGACAACCUACAGCCUGCUAUUGGCUUUAUAAACAGUAGGCCUGGCCUAUACCUAAUUUAAAAAGUCUGGUGGGCAAUUAUUCCUGGUCAAAGGACCAUGAAAAAGAGCUGGAGGGUUUUUGUGCACUAACUAUAGCUAACCAGAUGUGAUUGUCCCAUGUAUAAUCUACUGUGUGUUGUGGUCAGAUUUUGACGAGUGCAGUGUGUACGGUACCUGCAGCCAGUCCUGUACCAACACAGAGGGCUCCUACACCUGCAGCUGUGUGGAGGGCUACCUGCCCCAGCCCGACAACCGCUCCUGCAAGGCCAAAAAUGGUAGGUAUUAACCACCUGUCACCACUACAACCACUCACCUCUUUUUUUUUCUCAACGGUCCCCUCAAUGCUUUCCAGGGGGCUUUUGAUCUAGUGUAAAUAUACUGUGCGGAAUUCUUAUGAGCUGUUGAACACCUACUUUUACACACCCCUCACACUCCUCUCCUAGUCCCAGUAGAAAGGAACUCGGUGCUGCUGAUCGCCAACAGUCAGAACAUCCAGGCCACGUCUCUGAGCGGCACCACGAUCAGCCUGCUGUCCACCACCACCAAGCAGACCACUGCCAUGGACUUCCUUUACGCCCAGGAGCAGGUGUGCUGGAUCCACGUUGGCGACACGUCCUCCUCCACCCACCUCAAGUGUGCCAAGAUCCCCAACCUCAAGAGCUUCGCUGACGAGAGGGUCAUCAACAUCUCCCUCAGCCUGCACCGUGAGUACACUGUAGUA